Messenger RNA from Varroa destructor (honeybee mite), 2719 nucleotides. RefSeq names its product succinate dehydrogenase, subunit A (flavoprotein) (gene SdhA). NCBI's taxonomy places the organism in Eukaryota, Metazoa, Arthropoda, Arachnida, Mesostigmata, Varroidae. Gene Ontology annotation, biological process: mitochondrial electron transport, succinate to ubiquinone; tricarboxylic acid cycle. The record is from RefSeq and is a predicted model, not a curated record. Gene Ontology annotation, molecular function: electron transfer activity; succinate dehydrogenase (quinone) activity; flavin adenine dinucleotide binding. Gene Ontology annotation, cellular component: respiratory chain complex II (succinate dehydrogenase).
GAUACUUGUUACUGUUACAGGUCUCAUACCGUAGCAGCUCAGGGAGGUAUUAACGCUGCACUGGGCAAUAUGGAACCUGACAAUUGGGUAUGGCACAUGUACGACACUGUAAAAGGUUCCGACUGGUUAGGCGAUCAAGACGCUAUCCACUACAUGACCAAGGAAGCACCAGCAGCUGUCAUUGAACUAGAGAACUACGGCAUGCCGUUCAGUAGAACACCAGAAGGAAAAAUUUACCAGAGGGCAUUUGGAGGGCAGAGCUAUAACUUCGGCAAGGGGGGGCAAGCUCACAGAUGCUGCGCAGUGGCUGAUCGAACUGGUCAUUCCUUGUUACACACAUUGUAUGGUAGGUCGUUAGCUUUCGAGUGUAACUUCUUUAUCGAGUACUUCGCAAUGGAUCUAAUCAUGGAAAACGGCGUUUGCAAGGGUGUUACCGCUCUGUGCCUUGAGGAUGGCACCUUACAUCGAUUCAACGCUAACAACACUGUUCUUGCAACCGGCGGUUACGGACGGGCGUACUUUUCGUGUACAUCUGCUCAUACGUGCACGGGCGACGGAAACGCCAUGGCCACACGCGCUGGACUUCCUGGCCAGGACCUUGAAUUUAUUCAGUUCCAUCCCACCGGAAUUUACGGAGCUGGGUGCCUCAUUACAGAAGGUUGUCGUGGGGAAGGAGGUAUCCUGAUUAACUCGGAAGGCGAACGUUUCAUGGAGCGCUACGCGCCAGUUGCCAAGGAUUUGGCUUCUCGUGACGUUGUCUCACGUGCCAUCACAAUCGAAAUCCGCGAAGGACGUGGAGUCGGGCCAGAGAAAGAUCACGUCUUUCUUCAGCUUCACCAUCUACCACCAGAGCAGUUGGCCACUCGACUACCGGGAAUCUCCGAAACGGCAAUGGUGUUUGCGGGUGUCGAUGUCAAUAAGGAACCCAUUCCAAUCCUUCCAACUGUCCAUUACAACAUGGGCGGCGUUCCGACGAAUUAUAAAGGUCAGGUACUGGACAUCACCCCACAAGGUCAGGAUAAGGUCGUUCCCGGUUUGUAUGCCGCAGGUGAGGUUGCGUGUGCAUCUGUACACGGAGCCAAUCGACUAGGGGCUAAUUCACUCCUUGACAUUGUCGUUUUUGGACGCGCAUGUGCCAAGACCAUCAAAGAAACCACGAAACCUGGCCAGAAACCCCUUCCGCUUAAGGAAAAUGAUGGUGAACAAUCUAUCGACAACAUCGACAAAGUUCGCCACAACAACGGUAGCAUCAAUGUGGCAGAUCUUCGUCUAAAAAUGCAGCGAACGAUGCAAAAUCAUGCUGCUGUGUUCCGUACCGGGGAACUGUUGCAGGAGGGCUGCCGCAUAAUGGAUUCACUCUAUAACCAGCUCAAGGAUGUCAAGGUUCACGACAAGAGCAUGAUUUGGAAUAGCGAUUUGAUCGAGGCCCUUGAACUGCAGAAUUUGAUGUUAUGUGCGCAGCAGUCGAUUGUCAGUGCAGAGGCCCGAAAAGAGUCUCGUGGCGCACACGCUCGUGAGGAUUUCAAGGUUCGCAUCGAUGAGUUCGAUUAUGCCAAGCCACUUGAUGGCCAGCAGCCUCUACCCGCUGAGCAGCAUUGGCGAAAACAUACACUUUCGUACGUGAAUGUGGAUACAGGCAAAGUGACCCUCAAGUAUCGACCUGUUAUUGACAGAACAAUGGACCAGAAGGAAUGCAAAACAGUGCCUCCAGCCGUUCGCGUCUAUUAAACUAGCAUUAAACCUAUACUAGGAGCAGCCAAACCGUAAUCAGUUACGCCGCAACGAGUGUGUCAACGGUCGCCGCUUAUUUUGGGACGAUCAUAGUGGCAAACACUAUUUGUUUACGUGUUUCAUUUAUUUGUUCUUAUUUACUCUUCACUCGAUAGGCGUUUAAUUAAUUACGAGGCAGAGCGGAGAACCGAGAUGAAUGGUGAAUAUGAUGUAAAGGUUAAAAAAUCACCCCGAUAGUCUCAGAAGAGGGUUGGCACAGAUCGGACUGCAUCGGCCGCGGUAUUUUAUGAUUUAUCAUUCAUUUUCUAUAGGUCCUCAGCCGAUGUACACUUAUGUGGCACGAUUAGCAAUUUUAUGGGGAAAAUUCGUUCUUAAAUAGUAGAGCUACACUAUCAGAGUCAGAGGGAAAGAAGAUAAGGAAUGAUGAUAUGAAGGCGACCAAAUGGAAAAUAAAAAACAAAAUCAAGGUAAAAAACAAAAUCAAGGUCGCUCUGAACGGCUGCAUGUGUAUCUGUAUUUAGAAACGUAACAGAUCGACGUAACGUCUUUUCUGUAAACGAAAUGUUUACCAAAAUGCACGAAGAAUAACGGCUCUCCGGCUUGAUAUUGCAGCAAAUAAGGGAGAUAUGAUAUUGGCAGUAAUUUAUCUGCCUUAGAAGUGCAAGCAUGAAUGAAUGUGAUUAAAAUUGAAGUUGAGAAGACGAACGUCUUCUCAUAAUACGUAGUAAUUGUAGGAUAGAUCAAUAAUAGUAAUCAAUUAAUUUAAUUCAAAACAAAUAAAAGCAAUGAUAGGCCAUGCAAGUAUACAAGUACCAGCAAGCGGCAAGAAAUGUGUUCAGUUUUCGGGGAACCGAAAACAACGAAACAGUGGUCACGAAGAGUGCAUAUAGGAAGAUAAAUAAAACAACCACCGUCUCAUCACAUUAAAUGUAGAUUUUGAGCUUUACGGCAUGAAAAAUUAAUACAUCAUGAAUUCAUACUGGCUGGA